CUUCCUGAUACGUGCGUGCAUUAUAGCCAGGUUUGCCACACGUACUACAGCACUGAACCUUCGUACGAGCUCCCCCUACACCAACACCAUCCAGCUGCAUUUCUUGCCCAACAACUCAUCCGCCCAACCCCCCCGCACGGGAACCGGCGCGGGACCGGGAAACACUUACUUCGCCUCGCGCCUGUUCCCGCGCGCCAGCGAAACCAGCCCGUAUGGUGCCGGACCCGUUGUCCAGCACAAUGGGUCGGGCGAGAUUUAUCGUCCCAACAUGCUGUUCUCGAGGCGCUUUGGAGAAUUGGCGGUCGAUUGUCCAGCCGGUCAAUAUCUGGCCCCUUGCGGCGUCUCGGGUAUUCAAUCAGGAGCUCGCGUAUUUCUCGAUUCGAUCUAGGGCCGGUGAUCUCGUAGUAUGUUGCGCUACGCAUCAGCGCCUAGUCAUACACUGCCUGAGCGAAGUCGGGCGGAAGGAGUCAACUUUUAAGGACCUGCGAGCGAAGCUAGAACAGCAACUGGCGCAAUGCCUGCUGUUCGAAUGCGAUUUUACCAACGAUUCCAGCAUCCUGAAAUGGCACCUCCAACCUCGCACCAAGGAGCUCGUGUUCUACCCGCGGCACUUUCAGAUUCUUCCUAAAACCAUGCCCGACUGGAGACAAGAGUAUCUCGCUGGCAUCCGAGAUGCCGAGACGCAACAAUCCGUUGAUCGAGAGCUUAUCGCAGCAUGUCAGUGA
Molecule: messenger RNA, 725 nt
Organism: Parathielavia appendiculata
Lineage: Eukaryota; Fungi; Ascomycota; Sordariomycetes; Sordariales; Chaetomiaceae
Exons: 5
Coding region: 213-725 (170 amino acids)
Source: RefSeq, a predicted model, not a curated record